Molecule: messenger RNA, 1754 nt
Organism: Lontra canadensis (Northern American river otter)
Lineage: Eukaryota; Metazoa; Chordata; Mammalia; Carnivora; Mustelidae
Gene: APCDD1
Product: APC down-regulated 1
Exons: 5
Coding region: 126-1673 (515 amino acids)
Biological process (GO): negative regulation of Wnt signaling pathway
Cellular component (GO): plasma membrane
Molecular function (GO): Wnt-protein binding
Source: RefSeq, a predicted model, not a curated record
GCCGCCUCGUCGCGUCCUCCGGGUUGGAGGCGGGGGGACAGAGCGCGCGCGGCGCCGCGGCCGUUCCCGGGGAGCGGCGUCCCUGGACGGCGGGCGGCUCGGGCGGUCCCGGAGGAGGACUGGAGAUGUCCUGUCUGUGCCGCCUCCUGCUCGCGUACCUGUUCCCGGCCCUCCUGCUUCACGGGCUGGGAGAGGGCUCUGCCCUCCUUCAUCCAGACAGCAGAUCCCAUCCCAGGUCCUUAGAGAAAAGUUCCUGGAGGGCUUUCAAGGAAUCACAGUGCCAUCACAUGCUCAAACAUCUCCACAAUGGCGCCAGGAUCACCGUGCAGAUGCCGCCAGCAAUCGAGGGCCACUGGGUGUCCACUGGCUGUGAAGUGAGGUCGGGCCCAGAGUUCAUCACGAGGUCCUACAGGUUCUACCACAAUAACACCUUCAAGGCCUACCAGUUCUACUAUGGCGGCAACCGGUGCACCAGCCCCACCUACACCCUGGUCAUCCGGGGCAAGGUCCGCCUGCGCCAGGCCUCCUGGAUCAUCCGAGGGGGCACCGAGGCCGACUACCAGCUGCACAACGUGCAGGUCGUCUGCCACACGGAGGCUGUCGCCGAGAGGCUCAGCCAGCUGGUGAACCGCACAUGCCCGGGUUUCGUGCCCGCCGGGAGCCCCUGGGUGCGGGAUGUGCCCUACGACCUGUGGCGGGAAGAGAACGGCUGCGAGUGCACCAAGGCCGUGAACUUCGCCAUGCACGAGCUGCAGCUGAUCCGGGUGGAGAAGCAGUAUCUGCAGCACAACCUGGACCGCCUGGUGGAGGAGCUCUUCCUCGGGGACAUCCACACGGACACCUCGCAGAGGACGUUCUACCGGCCGUCCAGCUACCAGCCCCCCCUGCAGAACGCCAAGAACCACGACCACGCCUGCAUCGCCUGCCGCAUCAUCCACAGGUCGGAUGAACACCGCCCGCCCCUCCUGCCCCCCAAGGCCGACCUGACCGUCGGCCUGCACGGCGAGUGGGUGAGCCAGCGCUGCGAGGUGCGGCCCGAGGUCCUGUUCCUCACGCGCCAUUUCAUCUUUCAUGACAACAACAACACCUGGGAAGGGCAUUACUACCACUACUCCGACCCCGUCUGCAAGCACCCCACCUUCACCAUCUACGCCAAGGGCCGCUACAGCCGGGGGGUGCACUCCUCCAGGGUCAUGGGAGGAACGGAGUUCGUGUUCAAAGUGAACCACAUGAAGGUCACCCCCAUGGACGCGGCCACUGCCUCGCUCCUCAACGUUUUCAACGGGAAUGAGUGUGGGGCCGAGGGCUCCUGGCAGGUGGGCGUCCAGCAGGACGUGACACACACCAAUGGCUGCGUGGCACUGGGGAUCAAGCUACCUCACACUGAAUAUGAGAUCUUCAAAAUGGAGCAGGAUGCCCGCGGCCACUAUCUGCUGUUCAAUGGCCAGAGGCCCAGCGAUGGGUCCAGUCCGGACAGGCCCGAGAAGAGAGCCACCUCCUACCAGAUGCCCUUAGUCCAGUGUGCGUCCUCUGCACCCAGAGCUGAUGACUUCUCCGAGGACCCCCGGGGUCACCAGUACGGGAGCUGGGCACCCGAGAAGAGCACUUGUUCCCUGCUUCUCGCUGGGCUCGCUGGCCUUUUGACUCUCCUGCACUGGAAUUUCCUCAGAUAGAUGUUUCUUAAAAAGCAAUCUUUUUCCAAGCCAGGAUUCCUUACAAUGGACAAAUUUCUUUACCAAAAAAAAAAAAAAAAA